UUUGGCCAAUUCUGACAACAAAUAACAGCUCAACCCGUGUGUUCGUGUUGUUUCUGUAGUAUCAUCGUUCUUUCUGUCCACGGUCCAAUUUUCUCAUAGAAGUUAGUGAAAGACUAUGGCCGAUAUCGGCGAAUGGUUUAAGAACUUACCCCGAUUCACGAGGUGGUGGCUUGGCCUAACAGUUGGGUUCACCCUUCUGGGCCGUUUCGGUCUCCUCAGCCCUCAACUCCUGUACCUCCACUAUGAAUCAUUCGUUCACAAGUUUCAGAUUUGGAGAGCGGCAACUGCGCUCUUCUUCUACCCCCUGUCUCCAGGCACAGGCUUUCAUUUCCUCAUAAAUUUGUACUUUUUGUACAAUUAUUCACUGAGACUCGAGACAGGCUUUUUCGAUGGCCAUCCUGCAGACUACUUUUUCAUGCUGAUAUUCAACUGGCUGGCAUGUCUCAUCAUCUCGUUGAUGGCUGGAAUGCCAUUCCUGAUGGACCCUAUGGUGCUUAGCGUCCUCUAUGUAUGGUGCCAACUCAACAAAGAUGUAAUCGUCAACUUUUGGUUUGGCACUCAGUUCAAGGCCAUGUAUCUGCCGUGGGUGCUGUUCGCAUUUAAUCUCAUCAUAUCAGGAGGUGGUUUUUCGGAGCUGAUCGGCAUUCUGGUUGGCCAUCUCUACUAUUUCCUGACAUUCACCUAUCCUAUUGAUUUUGGCGGAGCGAAUCUGCUCAACACGCCAGCAAUCCUGUACCAAUACUUCCCCAACACUCGAAGCGUCCGUGGUGUCGCGGCACAGGCCGGGGCUGCCAGAGCAGACUUCAACCAACGACCACCACCUCCAGAGCGUCCUCGCGGUCACGACUGGGGCCAGGGCCAAGUGCUUGGUGGACGCUGAAUUACGGUAUUUGUGUGAUUCUGUGGACUGCCUUUUUGUUUCAUAAAUGUUUAAGCGUUGUUUGCAGUCACUUAAGAUUAAGCUAUUCAUUUUUAUCAAGGAAUAUUCUACGUGCACUAAUUUGUGAAUAAAUAGUGCAAUGCCAAAAACCAAAA
This is a messenger RNA of Cloeon dipterum, 1035 nucleotides long. RefSeq names its product derlin-1 (gene Der-1). Lineage: Eukaryota; Metazoa; Arthropoda; Insecta; Ephemeroptera; Baetidae. Gene Ontology annotation, biological process: endoplasmic reticulum unfolded protein response. Bases 116 to 880 code for a protein of 254 amino acids. The record is from RefSeq and is a predicted model, not a curated record. The transcript has 5 exons. Gene Ontology annotation, cellular component: endoplasmic reticulum membrane; Hrd1p ubiquitin ligase ERAD-L complex. Gene Ontology annotation, molecular function: misfolded protein binding; ubiquitin-specific protease binding.